Eucalyptus grandis is the source of this 2871-nucleotide messenger RNA. RefSeq names its product putative receptor protein kinase ZmPK1. The transcript has a single exon. Gene Ontology annotation, biological process: recognition of pollen; protein phosphorylation. The record is from RefSeq and is a predicted model, not a curated record. Lineage: Eukaryota; Viridiplantae; Streptophyta; Magnoliopsida; Myrtales; Myrtaceae. Gene Ontology annotation, molecular function: ATP binding; protein serine/threonine kinase activity. The coding region runs from base 256 to 2694 and encodes 812 amino acids.
AGAGUUCGUUAAUAAAGUAAGUGCUAAAAUUACAACAUCAGAUGCCUAAAAGAUUUAUUUACGAUUGAGAUUAGAUAGAUGCUCUUGAGGGUGUCCUUCAGAGAAAUGCAUAAGGACGGUGAUUUGAACCUAGGAGCAUGUACGGAUCGCUUGGUGAUUUGUUUUAUAUGCCAGUUCACUUUAUAAGUAAAGCCAACGACUUCUGGAAAAAAAUAUCUCAGUACAGGCCAAGCCUCAACCUGUUCCUUGAACACCAUGAGAAACUCGUCAUUUCUCCUUGCGCUUGUUCUCUCAAUCCUUCACUUGUCUUCUCAACCUUCCUCUGCCACUCGCACUACUUUGAGCAGAGGCGACUCUCUCUCCGUUGAUAACCCGGAUGACAUCCUCAUCUCAAAGUCUGGUGUCUUCUCCGCCGGUUUUUACCCCGUCGGCAAGAACGCUUACUGCUUUGCCAUCUGGUUCAGCGAUCCACCAUGCAGCGGCCAGAAUUGCACCGUAGUUUGGAUGGCAAACCGCAAUGAACCUGUCAACGGGAGGUACUCUAAGCUUUCUAUUAAAAAGAACGGUGAUCUCAUGCUAACUGAUGCCAGACACGCUGUUGUUUGGGCCAUAGAUACAGCCUCGCUCUCGUGGUCGAAAACACCGGUUCAUCAGUUACAACUCCUAGACUCUGGUAAUCUUGUUCUUCGUGACAGAGAAGGUAAUGUCCCACUCUGGCAAAGCUUCAACUGCCCGACCAACGUGCUCCUCCCUGGACAGAACCUCACCAGGAACACACCACUUGUUUCCUCUCAGAGCAACGGCAACUUCUCCUCUGGCUAUUACAAGUUAUACUUCGACAACGACAACAUCCUUCGUCUCCUCUUCGAUGGACCUUUGAUCUCAAGCGUAUACUGGCCAGCCCCGACCCAUGUGAGUUGGGAAGUUGGAAGAACAACCUACAACGAUAGUAGAGUUGCAGUGCUCGAUUCCCUGGGGAAUUUCACUUCAUCUGACAAUCUGAAGUUCCUGACGUUGGAUUUUGGCAAGAAAACACAACGUAUGUUAAAGGUGGAUCAUGAUGGUAAUGUAAGGGUCUAUAGUAGAGAAAAAGAUGGGAAGUGGGUUGUAACAUGGCAAGGCUUACCUGAGUCAUGUACUGUUCAUGGGAUUUGUGGACCGAAUAGCGUUUGCAGGUACAGCCCGAGGGAGGGAAGGAGUUGUUCUUGCCUUCCCGGAUAUGUGUGGAAUAAUGACACUGAUUGGACUCAGGGAUGUGCGCCCAAAUUCCAGAGCUUCUGCAACCAGGGUUCUGAUGCUCAUGUCGAUUUCCUGCGUUUGCCUCACCAUGAUUUCUUUGGAUAUGAUAAGGACUAUACUUCAAACACUACCCUGGCGCGGUGCAAGAAAAUGUGCGCAGAUCUUUGCAAUUGUAAAGGCUUUCAAUACAAAUUCAACGGGGAAAAAGGGAGCUUCGACUGUUUCCCCAAGAUACAGCUGUUAAAUGGAUAUAUUUCCUUCUCAGUUAUUGGGAGCAUCUAUUUGAAACUACCAAAAGCUAAUCUCUCUUCUUAUCAAAUACCCACCAAAGGAUUCGACCCACUGCCCUGUCCCCCAAAAGCUCAAGAAGUUGUCCCGCAGAGGACUUAUCUGAAGAGCCACCAGAAUUCAACACUUGAGAUCUUGCUCAUUUUUGCUACGGCGCUGGCAGGAGUGGAAAUUGUUGUAGUCUUCCUCACAUGGUCCUUUUUGAUCGGGACUGAUCCUGACAAACGCGGAGGUUAUGCAAAGGGAUAUCGUCUUGCGGGGACAGGAUUUACAAGGUUCACAUAUGCCGAGCUAAAGAAAGCGACCAGGAACUUUAACAAAGAGAUUGGAAGAGGAAGUGGGGGGAUUGUGUACAAGGGUGUCCUGCCAGAUCAUGGGGAAGCAGCGGUCAAGCUGCUAAACGAGGCGAAUCAAGGAGAAGAAGAGUUCCUGGCUGAAGUGAGAACAAUUGGGAAUCUCAAUCACAUGAACCUGAUUGCGAUGUGGGGUUACUGCGUGGAGGGAAGGCACAGGCUCUUGGUUUAUGAGUUCAUGAAUCACGGUUCCUUGGCAGAAAACCUUUUUUCCGAUCAACUCGACUGGAAGAAGAGGUAUGAGAUCGCGGUGGGAUCAGCCAAGGGGCUUGCUUAUCUUCACGAGGAGUGCUUGGAAUGGGUUCUCCAUUGCGACGUGAAGCCACAGAACAUACUCCUCGAUUCCAAUUACCAACCAAAGGUGGCCGAUUUUGGGCUCUCUAAGCUACUUAACAGAGAGGGCCUUAAGAAUACAAGUUUCUCAAGUAUCAGAGGAACGAGGGGUUAUAUGGCUCCUGAAUGGGUUUACAAUAUGCCAAUCACCUCCAAAGUGGAUGUGUACAGCUAUGGAAUCGUUCUGUUGGAGAUGCUGACAGGAGGGAACCCGGUCGCAGGCCAUGCCAUCCGCGGUGAAAUAAAAGGCGACAACAAAACGUUCACUUCCUGGGUGAGAGAGAAGAUGAAACCAGGGUUGCCCAUGGAGACAUGGAUAAGGGAAAUUGUGGAUCCGACCGUAAAGGAACCUUACGACAUCAAGAAGAUGGAAGUUUUGGUUGCGGUGGCGCUUCAGUGUGUGGAGGAGGACCGAGAUGCGAGACCCACCAUGAGCCAGGUGGUUGAGAUGCUUCUGCGCCAUGAAAGUGAGGAUCUGUAAUCGAAUACAAGCAUAACUGCUCAUGUUCUAGCUCUAAAUAAGUGGACAAUUGCAAAAGCAAUAGUCUUUGGAUGUACGAACCUAGGAAAGAUAUUUUAGUAAGUGUUUAGGAACAAGCCAUUGUCUAUCUCUAUUUUAUCAUAUUGUAAAUCUAGGAAACAUUAUUUAACAGGAUAG